Molecule: messenger RNA, 3222 nt
Organism: Herpailurus yagouaroundi (jaguarundi)
Lineage: Eukaryota; Metazoa; Chordata; Mammalia; Carnivora; Felidae
Gene: KIRREL2
Product: kirre like nephrin family adhesion molecule 2
Exons: 16
Coding region: 452-2626 (724 amino acids)
Biological process (GO): cell-cell adhesion
Cellular component (GO): plasma membrane; cell-cell junction
Molecular function (GO): cell adhesion molecule binding
Source: RefSeq, a predicted model, not a curated record
CGUGCUAUGGGUUGCAGCAAAAGGGGUUCAACCCCUUUUUAAGAGGGGUUUUGAAGCGAGAAGAGCUGGACCCCCUCCUCUUCUCGGGGGUCCCGGUUGCCCCAGGGACCCCGGUGUCCUCUUCCUGACCCUCAGGCCCAGGGGGGACCCGGGCCCCGCCUCCCCAGGGCGCGGAAACUAGCGAGGCCCCAGAGGCUCCCGUUUAUAGCUUCGUUUCCACUCAGCGCCGUCCCUCCGAGGACCUGGGCUGAGCAAGUUUCUUCCACUCUCUCCCCCCCGCCAUGUCCCCCACAAGCCUGGCUGGGUGCAGGUGUCCAACUCAGCCGGGACGCCCUUCUUCGACCCAGGUGUUCUGGCUCCCAGACCCCAAUUUGGCUGGGGCGCCCGCCCGCGGGGAAACCCCGCCCUGGUUGCCCCCAUUCAUCCAAGUCUCUGCCGCGCGAGUUCCUCAAUGGGAAAGGGCGGGUCUCCAAGGGGGCGGGGCGAGUGGGAUCGGGCCCUCCCCGGUCUCUCAGAGACAGAGGGCGCGGAACCCGCCCGUGUUUCAGAGUGUUGGAGCCUGCAGCUGGGCAGACUGGGGGAACUCCAGGCCAGAAACGGGGUGGCCUCUAGCCUGGGGCGAAGAGUCGGGCGCGAAGGGAGCUCCCACCAGGGUCGUGAGAGGUGUGCUAUUGAGGAAGAAGUUAGCAGGAAAGCCCGUGCAGCAAGUCUGCGGAAUCUUGGGGGACACACGACGGGGAUGCUGGUCUCCGCCCUCCUCGUUCUCCUCUUCUGCCUCAGAGGGCAUGCAGGCCCGUCGCCCCAUUUCCUGCAACAACCGGAUGACCUGGUAGCACUGCUGGGGGCUGAGGCCCGGCUGCCCUGUGCCCUGGGCGAAUACUGGGGGCUGGUUCAGUGGACCAAGGACGGGCUGGCUCUAGGGGGUGAAAGGGACCUACCAGGGUGGUCCCGGUACUGGAUAUCAGGGAACGCAGCCAGUGGCCAGCACGACCUUUACAUUAGGCCCGUGGAGCUAGAGGAUCAAGCAUCAUAUGAAUGUCAGGCUACACAAGCAGGCCUCCGCUCUCGGCCAGCCCAACUGCAUGUGCUGGUACCCCCAGAAGCCCCCCAGGUACUGGGAGGCCCCUUUGUGUCUCUGGUUGCUGGAGUUCCUGCAAAUCUGACCUGUCGGAGCCGUGGGGAUGCCCGCCCCAUCCCUGAGCUGCUGUGGUUCCGAGAUGGGAUCCGUCUGGAUGGGACCACCUUCCACCAGACCCUGCUGAAGGAAGGAACCACUAGGUCGGUGGAGAGCAUCUUAUCCUUGACUCCUUCCAGUGCUGAUGACGGAGCCACCUUGGUCUGCCGGGCCCGGAGCCAGGCCCUGCCCUCAGGGAAGGAUACAGCUAUCACACUAAGCCUGCAGUAUCCCCCAGUGGUGACUCUGUCUGCAGAACCACAGAGUGUGCUGGAGGGAGAGAAGGUCACUUUCCUGUGCCAAGCAACAGCCCAACCUCCUGUCACAGGCUAUAGGUGGGCAAAGGGAGGUUCCCCCGUGCUCGGGGCCCGCGGACCAAUGUUGGAGGUUGUGGCAGACGCCUCAUUCCUGAUUGAGCCAGUGUCCUGCGAGGUCAGCAACGCAGUGGGUAGCGCCAACCGCAGCACAGCGCUGGAUGUGCAGUUCGGGCCGAUUCUGCAGGCAAGGCCGGAGCCCAUGUCUGUAGACGUAGGGGGAGACGCUUCCUUCAGCUGUGCCUGGCGCGGGAACCCGCUCCCACGGGUAACUUGGACCCGCAGCGGGGACGCGCAGGUGCUGGGCUCUGGGCCCACGCUGCGUCUUCCGUCGGUGGGGCCCGAGGAUGCAGGCGACUACGUGUGCAGAGCUGAGCCGGGGCUCUCUGGCCUGGGGGGCGGCGCUGCGGAGGCUAGGUUGACUGUGAACGCUCCCCCAAUUGUGACCGCCCUGCAUUCUGCGCCCGCCUUCCUGAGGGGCCCCGCCCGCCUGCAAUGUCUAGUCUUUGCAUCUCCGGCCCCAGAUGCUGUGGUCUGGUCUUGGGAUGAGGGCUUUCUGGCGGCGGGGUCGCAGGGUCGGUUCCUGGUGGAGACAUUCCCAGCCCCGGAGGGCCGCGGGGGCCAGGGCCCAGCCCUGAUCUCUGUGCUACACAUUUCGGGGACCCUGGAAUCGGACUUCAGCAGGGGUUUCAACUGCAGUGCCAGGAACCGGUUGGGUGAGGGAGGCGCCCGGGUCAGCCUGGGGCGUAGAGACUUGCUGCCCACAGUGCGGAUUGUGGCUGCAGUGGCUGCUGCAGCCGUGACUCUUCUUAUGGUCAUCAUUGGGGUGGCCCUCUGCUGCUGGCGCCAUGGCAAGGCCUCUUUCUCCAAGCAAAAGAACCUGGUACGAAUCCCAGGCAGCAGUGAUGGCUCCAGUUCAAGAGGCCCUGAAGAGGAGGAGACUGGCAGUGGCGAGGACCGGGGCCCCAUCAUGCAAACGGAUCACAGUGACCUGGUUCUGGAUGAGGAAGGGGCUCUGGAGACCAAGGACCCAACCAAUGGUUACUACAAGGUCCGAGGAGUCAGUCCACCCACGUCUCCAAACUCAUGUGUGACACCUCUCCAAGUGAAGAGUCCUGGGAUCUUCAACUUGCCAUAAUGGAUUGUCCUGAUUUCUGAGGAACCAGAACAAGAUGGUGACCUUACUCCUCCAAAAUUGAACACUGAUGGGAGAGAAAGAUCAUUACAAUUGUCUGGAUUACUGGUGUACAGUCAGCUCAGUCAAAGGGGACUGAGGUCCCCAAGUGGGAGCAAGAUGGCCACUAUGACCGACUAUUCCCUUGUGUAAAAGAGAUUCAAGAUGGCAGAUGGGCUCUUUGUAGAUGGACGGGGACAGGGGGUGAUGGGAUGGAAGGCAGGGAUGGAAAUUGUUUCCAGGUGUGGAAAGAAGAGAUUUCAAGAUGACCACCUAUACUGAGAAAAAGGCAACGUAGGUUAAGAUGGAGGCCAGACCAGGCCCUGUCCUGGUUCUCCCUGAGGGACCCUUUGCUUGGCCAAUUCAAGUGCAGCCAAUAUGGCUAAUUACUCUCUGGGAACCCCAGAUGGCCACCAUCUCGAUUCCUUUCAACUUCCUUAAGGGCCCUGGAUGAACUGAAUCCAAGGAAUGAGGAUAGGGUGAGAACCAUCAUGGGGAGAGGAGAGUAGUAUGGGAUGGGUGGGGUGGAAUCUUGGAAUGAGAAUAUUUAUGUUUAAUAA